AUGGGUGGCCACGCAUUCAAGCGCCUCCACUGCCCUCGCAUGCCUCCUACUGUCUAUAACCAGGUCAAGUUGCAACUAACUACCGCACUACACACGAUCUUCUCUCACGUUGUUGUGGCCACUGAGAUGCCGUGCAAGCAUGACUAUGGCGAUGUCGACUUCUUCGUCUCCGGACCACUUCACUCUCCUACCAGUAAGACAAUCGAAACUUUCGACUGGAAAGGAACCAUCCACGCUAUCAAAGCCGCAUUCAAUACCAUCCAUGGACGCCGCGGCUUUCUUAAUCCCGACUGCAUGUACUUUGCUGUUGCUGCCCCUGACCCCGACGAUGAUUACUUUAUCCAAGUCGAUGUCAAGGUCUGCUUCAAGCCGAAAUCAUUCGAGUGGAACACGUUCCAGCUGAACUACGCUAGCAAUAGCAAGAUUAUCGGCAGUAUGGUCAAGCCGCUGGGCCUUACUAUCGACCCUGAGGGACUACAUCUUCGUGUGGAAGAGAUCGAAGAGACCAAUUUCCCUGGAAGCAUGAUUUGGGUUAGCAGAGAUGCGAAGGAUCUACUGAGGAUUGUUGGUCUAGAUAGGAGGAUCAUUAACGCGGGGUUCAGGACCGAAGACGAGAUCUAUGAGUACUUUGCUAGCUCCUGGCUCUUCAACCCAGCACACUUUGCAGCGCGCUUGGCUGAAGAGAAGUAUUUCGACCGCCUUGAAGAUCGCUCACCACACUGGAUAUACUUCCUUAAAGAAUGGAUUCCGGAGCACUAUCCAGGCUAUCAGUUGUCGGCUGAAAACACUGAACGCUUUGACGUACAGAACAACGAGUUGCAGGCAUGGUACAAGCGAAAUAGAGCAGCUGUUCGCGAGAAAGUCUUCAACAUGUUCCCGCACAUCGCAACAGAGUAUUAUAUCAAGCGAUCUGCUUACAUGAAGGUGCUAGAAGAGCACAAGCUGAGAGAGGCGAUUGCCAACGCCAUUCCUACCGAGAGGAAUGGUUGGACGGACGAUUUCCUACAGCCCAAGAUCGUCAUCAAGCAGCCAGCCUCAGCGACAGCGCAGCUCCCUCCGAUGGAGAUUAGCGAAAUAAUUCCACCAUCACCUUGUUCACAUAUGGGUAAGGGAUCCGGCCGCGAUGUGACCUUGUCUAAAAUUCUUCCAACGAAGACACACCCUCUCACGCCUCCAAGCGAGCCAUGGGACAUACCUGUCUACCUCGAUGCUCUUCCACGCACACCUCCAUUGGCCUGCACGCCCUAUCCGCCACCGGCCAAUAUGUCUCGUGAAGCCAAACUCCUCUGUCUUGCGCGCUGGACGCGCUUCGAUCCCUCCACUGGGACACCUUAUCUCCUCCCCACGCCCCACGGCAAAGACUUCGAAAUGCACUGGGCAGACGCCACUUAUGCAGGUGCCACAGAACAAGUUCUAACCGAGUGGGCAAGGGAGAUGUGGUGGCAUAUCUGGAUCAGGCAAUCGCAUGUCAAUUAUGUCGGGAUGUGGAAGAAGAGGUUUGAGAAGGAAGACCUCAAGGCGGAGAAGGAGAAGCUGGUAGAGGAAGCGAGGGUCGAGGCGGAGAAGUUGACGAAGGCGAAUAGCGAGAAAAUUAUGGCUAGGAUGAAGACGUUGAAUGUGCGAUUAGGGUUGGAGGAGUCUGGGUAUGUGGUAUCUUAGGACGUAUCGACGAGGAAGAACGUGUCUUUCCUCUCAAGCCUUUGGAUCUGGUAUAGUGUAGACGUAGGUCAAGGACAUUCUUUAAGGCGGGCUCUCUUCGCUUCGUUAGCCACG
This is a messenger RNA of Cucurbitaria berberidis CBS 394.84, 1773 nucleotides long. RefSeq lists its product as uncharacterized. The transcript is spliced from 3 exons. The coding region runs from base 1 to 1659 and encodes 552 amino acids. The record is from RefSeq and is a predicted model, not a curated record. Lineage: Eukaryota; Fungi; Ascomycota; Dothideomycetes; Pleosporales; Cucurbitariaceae.